AUGGGGAAAGCUUCCAGAAAUAGGACAAAGCGUCGCGCUGAUCCUACUGCAAAAUCUAUUAAACCACCUACCGAUCCAGAGCUUGCAGCUAUUCGAGUAAAUAAAAUUCUGCCAGUCCUUCAAGAUUUACAAAGUUCAGAUCAAUCGAAGAGAUCAAUCGCUGCGACUGCUAUUGCGAACCUCAUUGACGAUACAAAAUGUCGAAAACUUUUCUUGCGGGAGCAAAUUGUUCGCAUCUUAUUCGAACAAACGCUUACAGACUCGAGCAUGGAAACUAGAAUCGCAGGAUGGGGAAUCAUGCGAAAUUUAGCAUUGGAAGAGGAAACGGACUUCUGCGUGCAUUUAUACAGACAGGAUAUAUUGACUGCAAUUGAGGGGGCUAUUAAAUCAAUCAUCCAAACGAUCGAUUCCAAAGACUCCCCAUUAUCAAAUAUCCCAAAGCCUCAACAAGAUCUUCUAUGGAAUCUUACAAGUUCUGUAAUAACACUUUUGACCUCUCUAUCUGAUGCAGAUCUCGAAAUUGUCGAAGCUAUAUCUAAAACAUCUACAAUUAUCAACUUUCUGUUUGGAUUAUUGUCACUCGAUACCACCCCAUCGGAGGUUAACCAUGAAGCACUCAUAUGUUUAGCAGCUCUAACGGAAGACAACAAAACCUUGGUCGAAUUUAUCACCGAGCAAAAAGAUUGGUUCAAAUUACUUAUGCAAUUGAAGAACUCUGGUGGAUAUAAGGGUGUUGCUACUUGUGGAGUACUUCAGAAUAUUUUUACAGCCAUGCACUGGUCUGAUGACAAUGCUCCCAUGGAUGGUGCCUCAGAUGCCAUCCUUCUUCCUACCUUGAUUGAAUCGAUGCAACAAGCACAGCAGACGAAUGGUACAAACGGUCAUACAACACAUCCUAGCCCCGAUCGAGUUUUGCAAAUGGCUCUGGAAAUUACAGCAUCAAUUGCAACUAGCCUUCAGGAAGCCCUUGAACUCGGCAAAGGAAAGGAGGACGUGUUUGAAGGAUUUGGAGAAGAUACUGAGGAAUUCGAUGAAGCCGCGAUGGUUGAUGGUGAUGCAGAUUUGUCGGAAGGUGACUUAAGUGACGGGGAAAACGAAGAAAUGACACAGGAAGAUAUCGAGGCCGAUAUGGAUAUGGUUCUGGGAAAUGACCCUGAAGAAGAGGAGACAUCAAAUGAUCAGGAUACACUUCAUCAGCUUGUUCAAGUUGCCUGUCCUAUCGUUAUAACACUUGCACAGUCGACUGAGGAUUCGAAAAUGGAGGAUGAUGAUAUACAAAUCCCUGCUUUAGCGGCUUUGAAUAAUAUCGCAUGGACCGUCGCAUCAAUUGACUUUUCCGGAAGUCACCUUGGUAGUUUGCAGAAGGUAUGGGCUGGCCUUGCCCAACGUAUCUGGGAUGAAGUGGUGUGUCGUGUACUUGCAUCCAAUACGGCGAACAUUGAAUUGGCUUCUUCCAUCACAAGUAUUGCCUGGGCUGUUUGCAAGAGUGUUCAAGGCCGUAUUCAGAUACGAGGGGAUGAGCACAGAAAGUUCAUGGCCCUCUACCAUGCUUCAAAGGGUUUCGAAACUCCAACCGAUUCCAAGGUUCCCAAGAAAGACGCGGAAGAUCUUGACGAUUCAGCUUUUCAAUCUUUAGGUGUCAAAUGUAUCGGUGUUUUGGGCAGUCUUGCACUCGAACCUGCCCCCAUCGAACUUAACCGAGAAAUUGGCGUCUUCCUCAUCACUCUUCUUGCCGGUGUCCCCGAAACGCCUGCGGCGCAUGCAGUGGAGACCCUUAACGAAAUCUUUGACAUUUAUGCCGAUAAGAGUUUUUCAUUUGAUCAGGCAGUUUUCUGGGGAAAUGGAUUUGUUAAACAUUUAGAGGAAAGUUUACCUAAAUGUAAGAAAAUGGCCAAAACAAUUGACAGGAGAAAGUCUCCGGAGCUACGUUUGAGGAUCGAUGAAGGGGUAUUGAAUCUAGCGAGAUUCUUGAAGUACAAGAAAUCAGAAAAGUAA
Messenger RNA from Sclerotinia borealis F-4128, 1995 nucleotides. Lineage: Eukaryota; Fungi; Ascomycota; Leotiomycetes; Helotiales; Sclerotiniaceae. The record is from the annotation of a GenBank genome assembly.